AUGGAGGGAGCUUCAUCUGGUUCUCCGGGCCGCCUUUCGUCCUCUGGACUGCCUACACAGGUGCUCGUUCAGCUGUACGACCAGCUGAACACUGUCAACUUCCACCUUAUGAGAUACACGGAGAUCACUUUCAACCUUGAGGGCGGGUUGCCACCCUUCAUCAUGGCCGUCACUCCAAGGCAGCUUCUGGUUCUGGUCAAGGCUCUUUUGCUGGAGAAAAAAAUUCUUUUUUACUCAUGCGACGCCUCACGGGCUUCAACAGCUGUCCUUUCGUUCAUCUCUCUACUUCCAGGUACUGCGUGCCACCCCGCAGAGUGUUAG
Molecule: messenger RNA, 321 nt
Organism: Eimeria mitis
Lineage: Eukaryota; Apicomplexa; Conoidasida; Eucoccidiorida; Eimeriidae
Exons: 2
Coding region: 1-321 (106 amino acids)
Source: RefSeq, a predicted model, not a curated record